Messenger RNA from Aspergillus melleus, 351 nucleotides. RefSeq names its product RidA family protein. Gene Ontology annotation, cellular component: cytosol; mitochondrion. NCBI's taxonomy places the organism in Eukaryota, Fungi, Ascomycota, Eurotiomycetes, Eurotiales, Aspergillaceae. The record is from RefSeq and is a predicted model, not a curated record. The coding region runs from base 1 to 351 and encodes 116 amino acids. Gene Ontology annotation, molecular function: deaminase activity. The transcript is spliced from 3 exons.
AUGUCUCGCCAACUCAUCUCCAGCGAAAAGUUCCCUACCAAGCCUCACAAUUGUCCUGCUACCAAGGUCCCUGGUCUUGUUUUCUGCGCCGGGCAAACGGCCACCGGAGAGAUCAAGCAAGCGACGAGAACCGUUCUUCAGAACCUCAAAGAAGUCCUCGAGCUAUCGGGGUCGUCGCUGGAUCAAGUUGUCAAGUACAAUGUGUAUCUUGCGGAUAUGAAGGAUUUUGCUGCUAUGAAUGAGGUCUACAUUGAUUUCCUGCCCCAGCCGAUGCCAUCGCGCUCUUGCCUGCAGGCAGUUCCUCCGGGCAAUGGAACUGUCAUUGAGAUUGAAUGUAUUGCGCAGGUUUAA